Molecule: messenger RNA, 3962 nt
Organism: Salvia splendens (bonfire salvia)
Lineage: Eukaryota; Viridiplantae; Streptophyta; Magnoliopsida; Lamiales; Lamiaceae
Product: protein HIRA
Exons: 10
Coding region: 386-3529 (1047 amino acids)
Biological process (GO): chromatin remodeling; DNA-templated transcription; regulation of DNA-templated transcription
Cellular component (GO): HIR complex; chromatin; nucleus
Molecular function (GO): protein binding; nucleosome binding
Source: RefSeq, a predicted model, not a curated record
AAUCUCAAAACUUUCAUUUAAAUUUUUCUAUCCACUAAUUAAUUUACAAUUACUGGAAAACGUUUACUUUUUUUCCUUUUUACCCCCUUUUUUCCUUAACUGAAAUUGGCAAGGAAUAUUCCGCCGAAUGCUAAUUUCGAAUUUCAUGCUCUGAUGAAUUUGUUCGAUACUUGAAUUUCUGGGGUUGUGGGCGUAACCAGUUUAGGAUUUUCUGCGCCUUUUUCACUGUUCUAUGCUACUCAUUAGGAUCUGUUUUAGUUGCAAGGCAUGAACUUUUAUUGAUUAACAGGGUUUUAAGUGAGAGAGAAAAACCUUUGUUGAAUUCUCUAUUGUUCCCCUAAAGUUAAUUAGGUUUCUGAGGUGAAGUUUGUCUGAGUGAUUAAAGAUGAUAGCGGAGAAACCUAUUUGGAUUAAGCAUGGCACCUCUCAGAUAUUCUCCAUUGAUAUUCAGCCUGGUGGCCUCAGGUUUGCCACUGGUGGUGGUGACCAUAAGGUUCACAUUUGGAACACAAAAUAUGUUGGCAGAGAGAAGCAAAAUGAUGAUUCAGCUUCAAAGCUUCUUGCAACACUGCGGGAUCAUUUUGGGUCUGUUAACUGUGUUAGAUGGGCUAAGCACGGAAGGUAUAUUGCAUCUGGAUCAGAUGAUCAAGUUAUUCUAGUUCAUGAGCGGAAGCCUGGCUCGGGAACCACAGAGUUUGGCAGUGGAGAGCCGCCUGAUGUUGAGAACUGGAAAGUUGCGAUGACUUUGAGAGGUCACACUGCUGACGUGGUGGAUCUUAAUUGGUCUCCUGAUGACUCAACAUUGGCCAGUGGGAGUCUGGACAAUACCAUUCAUGUUUGGGACAUGAGUACCGGAAUCUGCACUGCAGUUCUUCGUGGUCAUUCUAGUCUUGUAAAAGGUGUAGCCUGGGAUCCUAUUGGGUCAUUUAUAGCUAGUCAAUCGGAUGACAAGACUGUCAUAAUAUGGCGAACAAGUGAUUGGAGCCUUGCUCAUAGAACUGAUGGUCACUGGGCUAAAUCUCUUGGUUCCACCUUCUUCAGACGGCUUGGCUGGUCACCGUGCGGUCAUUUUAUAACUACUACGCAUGGUUUUCAGAAGCCCAGGCAUUCAGCACCUGUUCUCGAGAGAGGGGAAUGGUCUGCCACGUUUGACUUUUUAGGACAUAGUGCACCAAUCAUUGUUGCUAAGUUCAAUCAUUCAAUGUUUAGGAGGACUCAGUCCAAUUCCGAGGACUUAAAAACUUCAUUGGUUGGUUGGAGCAAUGGUUCCUCAAAGGUUGAAGGAAAAGAUUUACAGCCAUAUAAUGUUAUUGCAAUAGGAAGUCAGGACCGCACCAUAACUGUGUGGACUACAGUUAGUCCUAGACCUCUUUUUGUGGCUAAGCAUUUCUUCGCUCAAAGUGUGGUGGACCUCACCUGGAGCCCUGACGGGUACUCAAUAUUUGCCUGUUCCUUGGAUGGGACAGUGGCGACAUUCCAUUUUGAUGUGAGUGAAAUCGGAUAUAAAUUAACUGAUGCUGAACUAGAUGAUUUUAAGAGGAAUCGCUAUGGCAAUGCCAGAGGUCGUCAGGGGAACUUAGCUGAGACUCCAGCUCAGUUAUUGCUUGAAGCUGCAUCUGUGAAGCAAACUCUGAGUAAAAAGACACAUACAAUUGUUCCAGAGACUCAGGCAUCUUUGAGACCUUCUGUUGAUUUAGGGGUUACUAAAAAAGUUAAUAAGACUGUUGUAAAUGAUAGAAAGAAAACUGAUGAUGCUAUGGGUGAUGUGUCGAACAAGGUGGUCUCCGCUCGGAUGUCAAGUCCUGUAAAGCAGAAAGAAUAUAGACGCCCUGAUGGUCGGAAAAGGAUAAUACCAGAAGCAGUUGGUGUUACUAUCCAUCACGAGGGAACAUCUAUUGGUGAUCACUCAGAAGGUUUUCAGUUAGCUGUGAAUUCUUUAGAUCAUAACAAGGAUAAUAAUGUAGUGAUACAUAGUGGUAAUGGUUCUCAAGAAGGGUCAAUAAGAAAGGUUAUAGGUGGGAGUGCUGAUCUAAGAGAGCGUUCUGGUCUCACUGCUAGAGCAUCUAUUACUGAGAACUUGAUUAUUGAGAAGGUUUCAGCCUCUGGGAGUAAAGAAACAUGCACUAAUGUCGAGCAUGUUAGUCAACUACCUUCGGGUAGUAUUCUUUCAAUACGAGUAUUUGAAAAGAAACAAGGGGAAGAUGCAAUUUGCUUAGAAGCCCAUCCUAGAGAGCAUGCAGUUAAUGACGUUGUGGGAGCAGGAAACGCUUUAAUGAUCAGAGAAACAGAACUUUCUUGUACACGAGGCUCUCAGAAUCUUUGGUCUGAUAGGAUCUCUGGGAAGGUCACUGUCUUGUCUGGAAAUUCGAACUUCUGGGCUGUUGGUUGUGAAGAUGGAUCACUCCAGGUUUACACAAGAUGUGGGAGGCGUGCCAUGCCAACCCUGAUGAUGGGUUCUGGGGCAGUAUUUAUUGAUUGUGAUGAAUUCUGGAAGUUGUUAGUUGUCACAAGGAAGGCGUCCUUGUAUGUUUGGGAUCUUUUCAACAAGACAUGUUUACUUCAGGAUUCCUUAGCUUCACUGGUAACUACAGACCUCAAAUCCGAAGCUGGUGCUGUCAAAGUUAUAUCUGCAAAACUAUCCAAAUCCGGAUCUCCCCUUGUUGUCUUGGCUACACGCCAUGCAUAUCUAUUUGACAUGAGUCUUAAAUGUUGGCUGAGAGUGGCAGAUGAUUGUUUUCCUGCAUCAAAUUUCUCUAGUUCCUGGACCCUAGGUUCGGCACUAGGUGGUGAGCUGGCUGCGUUACAGGUUGAUGUCCGGAAAUAUCUGGCACGGAAACCAGGGUGGAGCAGAGUGACUGAUGAUGGAAUGCAAACACGAGCUCAUUUGGAAGCUCAGCUGGCAUCUGCUUUGGCUUUGAACUCUCCCAAUGAAUAUCGUCAAUGUCUUCUGUCGUAUGUUCGCUUUUUAGCAAGAGAGGCGGAUGAUUCCCGUCUAAGAGAAGUUUGUGAGAACUUUCUUGGACCUCCCAUUGGAAUGGCUGAAUCUGGAUCGGAUGCGAAAUCACCGGUGUGGGACCCUUCUAUUCUUGGUAUGAAUAAGCACAAGCUUCUCUGUGAAGACAUUCUUCCCGCUAUGGCAUCCAACAGGAAAGUCCAACGGUUACUCAACGAGUUCAUGGAUCUCCUUUCUGAAUACGCCACCAUUGAGACAAACUCUGAGCAGAAGAAUCCACCACAACCGACUUCACCAUCCCAGCCCACAAAAGAUGCAAUGGAUUCCAACUCUCCUACAAUAGAGAGAGAAGAUUGUUAUCCAGCGGCAACUCGAGAGAAUGUUCUUGGGCCAGCUGCUACCACAGCGGAUCCUACUCUACAGGAUACUGAUGAAAUGGAUGUUGUGACAAUGACAAGAGAAUCUCAAGCAGAUUCUGUUCAAACUAUGUCACAAACAACAGAUCAAAUGAAUAUCGACAUACCUGUCCCAGAUAAAGUGGAAAAUGCUGCCCCAUCUGCAAAACAGGACUCUUGAUCUUGGCUUCAAAACGUCCGUUUGUGCUGUGACCAAAUACUAAAUCAUAAUGUCGACCACCUGUCUUUAUCUGCUCUUCUCGCAGAUCUCAGAAUUUUGCACUGACUCGUGUUGUAGAUCAUGGUGAUUAUCUGCUCUUGAUCUACAAGAGCUUCUGCAUUUGAAGCUCCAGCUGAUUGAGGUACUUGAGAAGUUCGUCUUCAUUAUUCUAGUUUCUUCUAAUUGUUAUACAUCCAACUAAUUUUUUUGAUUGCGUUAGGAUUCCCCCAUUUUCAAGUAGGUUGUAAAGUAAAUUCUACUCUAAAUCUUGCCGCGAGUGUGAUGUCUCUGAAACGCAUAAUUUUUGCUGAUUAAGUCGUCCUCCCUGCGACAAGGGAAGCAGAAGCAUUCGAGCUCCAUCAGAGCUCGACUGCUUCUGCAAGUAACCUAAGUA